This is a messenger RNA of Sander lucioperca (pikeperch), 2450 nucleotides long. It is a transcript of the gene hdac10, whose product is annotated as histone deacetylase 10. The transcript has 20 exons. The record is from RefSeq and is a predicted model, not a curated record. Gene Ontology annotation, biological process: chromatin organization. Bases 271 to 2292 code for a protein of 673 amino acids. Gene Ontology annotation, cellular component: histone deacetylase complex. Gene Ontology annotation, molecular function: histone deacetylase activity. NCBI's taxonomy places the organism in Eukaryota, Metazoa, Chordata, Actinopteri, Perciformes, Percidae.
AAUUUGUAAUGGUGAAUGUUGAAUGCAGAAAAGAAAGGACGUCUCUAGUUCUCUUAAUACCCGGCGGUACAUCCAUGCUCGGUAUCCGUUAUACUGCGCACUUGUCGGUUAAAGUCAAAGUUUGAUUACAGCAGCUUACUCAUUGAUUUUCCGUCUUUGUCUUUUUCUCUGACUUACUUCAUUUUAUAUUAGAAACAGUGUGCUGCUACUACAGGAGGAAGUCGUCGAAACGUUGCUAUAUGUGUUGCAGUUUGACUGGUCUGGGGAAUAAUGAAGAUGGGAACAGCAUUGAUUUAUGAUGAGGAGAUGACCAAAUACAAAUUGCUCUGGGUUGACCCUGUAUGUAAGAUUGAGGUACCCGAGCGUCUGACAGUGAGUCAUGAAGCUUUGAUAAAGACCGGUCUUGCUGAUCGUUGCAUCUCCGUACCAGUCCGCGAGGCGACGGACGCAGACAUCCUGCUGGUUCACAGUGAGGAGUACUUGGAGGCGGUGAAGAAGACCCCGUAUAUGACUCUGGAGGACCUGCAAGAGUUCACCCUGCAGUAUGGUGACGUCUACUUCCACCCAAACAUCUAUCACUGUGCCAAGCUGGCUGCAGGCGCCGCACUGCAACUUGUGGACAGUGUUAUGACGGGGAAGGUGAGGAACGGCAUGGCUCUGGUCAGACCACCAGGACACCACAGUAUGCGCAGUGCUGCCAGUGGAUUCUGUGUGUUCAACAAUGUGGCCAUAGCAGCUCAAUAUGCCAAGCAACAAUAUGGGGUUAAAAGGGUGUUGAUAGUUGACUGGGAUGUACAUCAUGGUCAAGGGGUGCAGUACUGUUUUGAAGAUGAUCCAAGUGUGCUCUACUUCUCAUGGCACCGCUACGAGCAUCAGAAAUUCUGGCCUCAACUUAAAGAAUCAGACUACAACAGUGUUGGCAAAGAGAAAGGGGCAGGAUUCAAUAUAAAUGUCCCAUGGAACAAAGUGGGAAUGAAGAACAGUGACUAUCUUUCAGUCUUCUGUCACAUCCUUCUGCCAGUCGCAUACGAGUUUAGCCCAGACUUGGUCCUGGUGUGUGCAGGCUUUGACUCAGCCAUCGGUGACCCAGAGGGUGAAAUGUGUGCCAGCCCGGACAUCUUUGCCCACCUCACUCACCUCCUGAUGAACCUCGCAGGAGGGAAACUGUGUGCUGUGCUGGAGGGAGGAUACAACUUGACUUCCCUCCCCCAGUCUGUGUGUCAAACAGUUCAAACUUUGCUUGGAGAUCCUGCGCCUCGACCUGCAAAUCUCGAUGGUCCCUGUGAAAGUGCACUUGAGUCCCUUCACUGUGUCCGAUCAGCUCAUAGGCAGUACUGGUCCUGCCUCAAACAUGCAGCUGAGCUGCCCACCUCUGAUGUCACCACAAAGCGCAUUAAAUUAGCAGAAGAAGAAGAAGAUAAGCUGAAGAAGGUAGAAGAGGAGAAAAAUGCAGAGGAAGAGGUGUGGCCAGAGCCUCCGAAACGUGUCGCUCCUGCUGUCCGCACUGCUUUAGUCCUCCCUAAUGAUGUGGCUUGCCCGGACGGAUGUAAACGCUUCAGCUCAUCAGAGGACCCGGUUAUAGUCAACAAACUGAGGAAGAAUUUCCUCAAAGAUGCAGAUGACAGCGAUGCUCUCACAUCCCUCUCCAGUCUAAUUGCCCUUGUAGAGAAAAUGGAGAGGAAUGAGAUCUGCAAUGGCUUGGCGCUGGUCCCUGACGUCUCCAUGGCGAUGAUGUGUGUUGUCCAGCAUGCUGCAACUGCUCUCCGCAACAGGGUUUUGGUCGUGUGUGUUGGAGACGCGGGAGUCUCGAGUCACGGCACAGAGGAUGGGAAAACGCUUGUGGUGCAGUUCAGCAACAGGGAGCCAGAGGAACAGAAAUGCAAAUAUCACAUUUCUGUGUGUCUGAAGAAGGGCUGCAGUGACGUGUCAGGGUUUGCACAGGCUGUGUUGGGCCUCCUUCUGCCUCUGGGAUAUGAGUAUGACCCCAGUCUGGUUCUGUUGGCUCGGACGCCAGAUAGCGGGCUGUGCGACAGUGUGUGGCAACAACUAACAGGCCUGCUGCAGGGUAUCGCACAAGGACACACACUGGUACUCAUGCAGGAAGCUGAGACGUCAUGUGUCGGCCCCACGGCCUCCUCUCUCUUCGGGGACGCUGCCCCCUCUCUAGGGAAGCUUCAUGCUCCUCUACCAGAGGACGUGGAGGCGCUGGAGAGACUGAGACACAGACUGCAGGUGGACUGGAAGCUACUGCAGACUACAGCACCAGAGACCGGAGGAGGUGAUGAGCACUGAAGCCAGUCCUGCUUCUUUUUUUGUCAAGAAAUCAGUUGAAACACGUCAAUCAAAUGUCUUAAUAAAAUGUUGUAUUUUUUGGUCAUGUUUUAUUGUCCAAAUGGUGCUUUUAAUCAUUCACACUGUGCCCUAAAAUAAAUUGUAUUUUUAAAACAGCA